Molecule: messenger RNA, 693 nt
Organism: Canariomyces notabilis
Lineage: Eukaryota; Fungi; Ascomycota; Sordariomycetes; Sordariales; Chaetomiaceae
Exons: 1
Coding region: 1-693 (230 amino acids)
Source: RefSeq, a predicted model, not a curated record
AUGCCCUCCCCUCCCGCCUCUCCCCCUCCUCAAACUAGGACCGAACCCAAAAGGGAGGAGGAAGCCCUCCCAGUCUCCCAGGCCACCGACGUGCUCCUCUCACCACACAUGUCCACGCAGCCGCGGUACCGCGCCUACCGCGUCGCCCGCGCGCGCUUCUGGGAGGCGUUUCCCGGCGGGCGGUAUGUGCGGUUGCCGACGCCGGGCUCCAACCUCGAGUGCGGGUUCCACGCGCUGCGGCUGUCGAUGCGGCAGCAGUAUCGGGGUACUAGUACUAGUAUACGCCUGCCCACGCUGGAGGAGCUGCGCGGCGUGUUUUUCUCUGGCGAGGUGGCGGGGAGGAACGGGGAUGUGGUCAUGGACAACGAGGUCUGGUUUACGGCCGACCAGCUGGCGGCUGUUUUCAGCGAGUGGGGGAGGAGGUAUCUGUCUGAUGGUGGUCUGCGGUGCCAGCUGGGGUAUGUCACUGGCGACGGGACUGGGACAGGCACGGAAGACGAGUAUGACGGGGUCCCGGUCAUGAUGAACACGCCUGACGUGGACACGGCUGAGGAAGGGGGGCUUGAGAAGGGGAUUGUCAGGGUGUGGGUGUAUAAUGAUGGGGCGUCGUUGAGGGGCGGGGUGGGCCAUUUUGAGGGCAUCAGGCGGCCGGUUGGGGAGGAAAAGCGGGUAACUGAGGCAGAGGGAGGAUGA